Messenger RNA from Naumovozyma castellii, 1746 nucleotides. RefSeq names its product 1-pyrroline-5-carboxylate dehydrogenase (gene PUT2). The transcript has a single exon. Bases 1 to 1746 code for a protein of 581 amino acids. The record is from RefSeq and is a predicted model, not a curated record. NCBI's taxonomy places the organism in Eukaryota, Fungi, Ascomycota, Saccharomycetes, Saccharomycetales, Saccharomycetaceae.
AUGUUAUCCACGUCCACUAGACUCCAGCUGCAAAAAAUUGCCGGGAGAAACUCUAUAAGAACCAUCUCACAAUUAUCAUACGUCAACCCUCCAACGCACAUCAAGAAUGAACAAGUGAAACCAUUCACUAAUACGGAUACAAAGGAUUGGGAUUUACUUCGUGCCUCCAUCAUGAAAUUUAAGAGCUCCUCCUUAGAGGUCCCAUUGGUGAUCAAUGGAGAACGUAUCUACUAUAACAACUCGAACCGUUCCGUUUUCGCACAAUCCAAUCCUGCCUGCCAUAAGCAAGUCCUAGCCAAUGUCACACAGGCAACAGAACUGGAUGUUAAGGAUGCCAUUCAAGCAGCCAAGGAGGCAAAAUCCAAAUGGUACCAAUUACCCUUUUAUGAUAGAGCAGCAGUGUUCUUAAAGGCUGCUGAUUUAAUCUCCACCAAAUACAGAUACGAUAUGCUUGCAGCAACAAUGUUGGGACAAGGCAAGAAUGUGUAUCAGGCUGAGAUCGAUUGUAUCACUGAAUUAUCUGAUUUCUUUAGAUUUAACGUCAAAUAUGCUCACGAUUUGUACAACUUACAGCCAGUUCAAUCCGCGCAGGGGGUUUGGAAUAAAGCUGAAUAUAGACCAUUGGAAGGGUUUAUCUAUGCUGUAUCCCCAUUUAAUUUUACAGCAAUUGCUGCCAAUUUGAUAGGUGCCCCAGCUCUUAUGGGUAAUACAGUUAUUUGGAAACCUUCUCAAUCUGCAGCAUUGUCUAAUUAUUUGUUACUUACUGUUUUGGAGGAAGCUGGUUUACCAAAGGGUGUUAUUAAUUUUGUUCCAGGUGAUCCAAUCUUGGUUACAGAUCAAUUACUAGCCUCUAAAGAAUUUGGUGGGUUGCAUUUCACAGGUUCCACACAAGUGUUUAAGCAAUUAUAUGGUAAAAUUCAAACAGGCGUGGUUAAUGGGUUAUAUAGGGACUACCCACGUAUUGUUGGGGAGACAGGAGGUAAGAAUUUCCAUUUGAUUCAUAAAAGUGCUAAUAUCCCCAAUGCAGUUUUCUCCACCAUCAGAGGAGCUUUUGAAUUUCAAGGUCAAAAAUGUUCUGCCACCUCUAGGUUAUAUAUACCACAAUCUAAAAGUGAAGAAUUCUUCAGAGACCUCAUUGGUACUCUACAACAACAAAAGGUAACCCCAGUCAACACUGCUGCAAGUCCUAUUAGUGGUGGUGAUUUGCACGGAUUUAUGGGACCCGUUAUCCAUGAACAAAGUUAUAAUAAACUGAUUAAAGUUAUUGAAGAAGCUAAGACAGACCCUGAAUUGGAGAUUAUAUACGGUGGGCAAUAUGAUAAGGGAGAAGGGUGGUUUGUUGGACCUACUAUAAUCAAAUGUAAGGACCCUAAACAUAAAUUCAUGACUACUGAAUUUUUCGGACCAAUAUUAUCCGUUUACGAAUAUCCAGAUAACAAAUUCUCUGAGACUUGUGAUUUAAUUGACCAAACUAGUAUGUAUGGGUUAACAGGGUCUGUUUUUGCCAAGGACAGAGAGGCCAUUAACCUGGCAGAUGAGAAAUUGAAGUUCAGUUGUGGGAACUUUUACAUUAAUGAUAAAUGUACUGGUGCUGUUGUGGCACAACAAUGGUUCGGAGGUGCCAGAAUGAGUGGUACUGAUGACAAAUCAGGUGGACCAAGCAUCUUAAACAGAUUUGUGAGUAUACGUAACACCAAGGAAAACUUUGUUGAAUUGACUGACUUUAAAUAUCCAUCAAACUACUGA